Ipomoea nil (Japanese morning glory) is the source of this 1194-nucleotide messenger RNA. RefSeq lists its product as uncharacterized. NCBI's taxonomy places the organism in Eukaryota, Viridiplantae, Streptophyta, Magnoliopsida, Solanales, Convolvulaceae. The transcript has a single exon. Gene Ontology annotation, molecular function: nucleic acid binding; zinc ion binding. The coding region runs from base 1 to 1194 and encodes 397 amino acids. The record is from RefSeq and is a predicted model, not a curated record.
AUGGAUUUUCCCAGAGAAGGUUUAUCGAAUAGCAGACCCCCAGCCCUGAAUAGUGAAAAUUAUUCCUAUUGGAAGACUAGAAUGAGAGUUUACAUCAUGUCCCAAGGUGAGAGAGUGUGGAGAGCAGUAGAAGAAGGCUGGGAACCACCUACUAAUGAAAGAGGAGAAAAGAAACUAAAAAGGGAAUGGUCUGAGGCUGAAAUCAGAGAAGCUAACUACAAUUCAAAAGCCAUGAACUCUAUAUAUGGGGCAGUGAGUGAAGAAACUUUUAAAUUGAUUUCUAACACUGAAAUUGCCAAAAUAGCCUGGGAAAUCUUAUGCAAUCAUCACGAAGGCAACACCAUUGUCAAACAAUCAAAACUACAGAUGAUUCAAACACAAUUCGAAACUCUAAAGAUGGAAGAAGACGAAAACAUCACACAAUUCAAUGCAAAAAUCCUAGAUAUAGUUGGAGCUGCAUACAAUCUAGGAGAACCUUUUUCCGAACCAAAAUUGGUUAAAAAGGUACUCAGAUUACUACCUGAAAGAUUUCUCAUGAAAGUCACAGCCAUUCAGGAAAGCACAAAUCUGGACACAUACAAACUAAGUGACCUAAUGGGAAAUCUCCAGACGUACGAACUGGAGAUGCUACAAAGAAAACCAAAUGAUUCAAACAAAAGUUUGGCAUUUCAAUCCAAGCAACGUGCAGAUUCAGAUGAGGACACACAAAGCAUGGAAGAGUCUAUUGUCGUGCUCACCAAGAAUUUAAAUAAAGUGGUCAAGAAGUUCAACAAAUUCAAAAAUAAAAACAAGAACUUCUCAAAUAACAAUGGAAACAACACAAAAAAGGAAAAGCCUCAAAAUACCGAGGGGAUACAGUGCUUCGAAUGCAAAGGGUACGGACAUAUCCAAUCAGAAUGUCCAACGUACUUGAAAAGGAAGAAUAAAACCUAUGUCACAACACUUAGUGACGAUUCCGAUAGUGAAGAUGAAAAUUCCAACUUUGUUGCUUUCACUACCAGGCACGAAGAAGAAAAUACCUCUCAAGAGGACACACAAGAGCUAUUCGAAGCAUACACACUGCUACAAUCAAAAUGGCACGAACUCAUUAGAGUUAAUACAGAACUCAUGCAAAAGAAUCGUGACUUACAAAUUGAAAAAGAGAGAGAAUUUCGGGAACAUCUGGAAACAAAGGAAGAACUAAAGAAAUUCUAG